CCUGGCGCACCCAAACAUAGCACGCCAAACUCGGUGGCCGAAAAGUACACCUCCCCCCGAGAUACUCUCCAUCGACCCCCCGCUUCAACACCCGAGCCGAUCUGAGCGUAGAGCCAGUCACGUGGAGCCUGCGUUGCGUCUCACGGACGGCCAUAGCUGGAGAAUCCACUAGGUUUUCCUGGUAACAUGCACUUUGCAAAGUCCCCGUGCGUUUUUCCGAGAUCACCCGCCCCUCCUCUCCACGCCAAUCCCGGCCUCUGUAUGGCAUCCACUUCGCAUCGGGACUUUGUACAAACUCCCAAGAGAUGUUCUCGGCCGCACGCGACACACCGACGCAGUUACUCUCGGGCGCUGUUCAUGAGGGCAGGCGGUGGUGGGAGAAGGAGGCCUUCCGCACGCGGGAGCGCAAUAAGCUCGGAUUGGGUUGAGCUGGAAGGAGAUUCUAUUGUCGGAGAGGCGACAGCUAACAUGCGGCUUGCUGAUGCCGGUGAUGGGGCAGAGGAUAGUGACGUCCCUAACACUGUUGACUACAAUGGCGAGACGCUGACGUUUGGCGACUACCGCCGCCCUUCGCUGCUUGAGUCCUGCGUUUUGGCCCUGGCGGCCGUUGGUCCGGUGGGGUGGAAGACUCUCUCGACGUUUCGGAAAUCGCGUCGAACGUGGGCUAAGGUUGCGGUGGCCAUAGUCGCUCCGGCAGUUGCCUGGGUUGUGCGAUCCGUCCUCGGCUAUCUCUACAGGGAGAUCGUCCUUCAGCCGAAGCUGAGAUCUCCGGAGAGCGUGGCCUUCCCCAACAGCCGCUUCGAAGACGUGGGCGGGCUCAAGGUCCACUACCUGCGGGAAAACCCUACCAGCGUCGAUGGGACGCCCGUGCCGGCGCGGCGUGUCCUCCACAUGAACCACGGCUUCGGGGCGUCGUCGUCCUCCUGGUCCCCCGUGAUUCGGAGACUCUCCCGCGACCUCGGCGCCUUGGCCAUCGCGCACGAUACCCCCGGGUUCGGGCUGACUGGUCGUGUCGGUCUGUUGGAGGCGAACCGGUACUCUCUUCGGAGCAACGCAGCCAUCACGGGCAACCUCGUGCAGAAUGGCUUGGAAGAGCUGGGAGAGUCCACGGCAAGCGAGGGGAGGUGCGUGCUGAUGGGCCACUCCAUGGGCUGCAUCACGGCGGCUACGACGGCCCUCGACCCGUCUCUGCCGCCUCACCACACGACCCUGGUCCUAGUCGCGCCUGCCCUCUCUCUGCCCAGAAAGAUCACAGCCGAGCAGCGGCGCGCCUCCGCGCGACGAGAAGCAGUGGCGGCGGCAGCGGCGAACGCUCCAGUAGCAAGCGGCAGCACAGAAUCGGCGCAAGCAGAAGCUGCGGCGGCGUGCUCGGAAGAUGAGCUCCUGCGCGGUGGAGGCGGCAGAACGGACGCGGGUUCAUCUGCGAGAGGCCGGGUGGGAGCGGUGGUCGGGGCGCCGGCUAGUGCCGCCCAGGCGGUGCUGCACGCUGGGGUGUGGCUGUUCAACUGGUGCCUGCUGCCGAUGAUCUACCCGCUCGAGAUUCUGGGGCUCAGGACGCUAGCUUACAGCGGAAACUUCUGGCGGGGGGCGCUCCGAAAAGCCUGGGUCGACCAAGCGGGGGUGGACUUGGACGUGGUCAACCGCUACCGGUGGCCCACACUCGUGCGGUACUGGGACAGGGGCUUCGCCUUGUUUCUUCUCGAUCGCUUGCAGAUCGGCGCAGGUGGAAGGGCGGGGCCGUCUGGGUUGGUGGAAGCGGUGGCUGCUAAGGCUGCGCAGGGCAUGAAGGUCAUCGUCAUUCAAGGCGACAAGGACACGCUCGUCAGCUCCAAGAAGGCCAAGGCCAUCACUGAUGCUAUCCCGGGAGCUACGCUUUUGCUGUUGCCGGAGUGCGGGCACGUGCCUCACGAGGAGAGGCCGGACGACUUCCUGCGGCUCGUCCUCGAACAGAUCAGCCCAGGCGAUGGUGGUGGGGGUGAUGGUAAUACCGAUUCAUGAUGAGGCUGUCGCAGACACAGCAGCAGCCUUUGUUCCGGAUGAUGAUCUGCCCGUUGUUGGUUCUUGGCAGGAGGAGAGGAUUCCUUCUUACGGUUCUGUCGACUGGUUUACCGUUAGCCGGGCGACUGUGAGUGUGCGUGUGCGUCUGUGUGUUUUUUCGGGGAGGAGCGGGCGCGUUGGAAAAUAUUGUUCUUUUGUAUAUGUUGAAAUGCAUUUUUUGUAGGUAUUGAGUGCCGAAGGGGGUCAAAUCUGCGUUGAGAUACAUCGUAAUCAGGUGGAGAAUGCAGCGCAGAGUGAAGAACUUCCUCCUUGCUACUCUCCAGGUUGACGGCGAAUAGAGGGAACUGUUGAUAGUUAUGGGCAAUGUCCCGCGUUUUGGGGGUUUACGCAUCGUGCUUUCCCAGCGUGUCAGCUUGCAGCAGCCUCAUGUACAACAGGGUUACGGUUGUGUUAAAUGCAUUGCUCGGUGUGCGUUAGUUGGUCGGGUGUGACUGGUGGUGGGAUGCUUUCCGAACGACUACCCAGAUGAUAUCGAAGUACCUAGCAUCCCCCUACAGUACUUGAGGUGGGUAGCAUUCCCCUUGCAAACACCUGGAGGUGGGUACA
Ectocarpus sp. CCAP 1310/34 is the source of this 2604-nucleotide messenger RNA. The record is from the annotation of a GenBank genome assembly. Lineage: Eukaryota; Phaeophyceae; Ectocarpales; Ectocarpaceae.